Messenger RNA from Tetranychus urticae (two-spotted spider mite), 1102 nucleotides. RefSeq lists its product as uncharacterized. The record is from RefSeq and is a predicted model, not a curated record. NCBI's taxonomy places the organism in Eukaryota, Metazoa, Arthropoda, Arachnida, Trombidiformes, Tetranychidae.
AACUUUAUAACAAUUAAGCUAACCAAACGGAUUCGGAGAUUAUAAUUAAGUGAAUUUAAGUGAUAAGGAAUGAGCAACAUUUACUGUUUUAGUAUUUACAUUUAUUGAUCAUUAAGAUCCAAAUUUUGAUUAUUCAAGUGAACAUUUGUAUCGUUUUAAAUGGCUAGAAGUUCAUCUCGUCGACGUUCUCGUCGUCAAAAUGAGGAAAGAUAUUCAAAAGAACAGAUGUUGGCUGAAAUUCAAAAAGAAAUCGAUCAAAAAAAGGAAAUUAUUCAAAGCAAAGGAAUCGAUGAAAAUAAACUUCGAGAAGCCUUGAUUCAGGAGUUUAUUUCAAAAGCAAGAGCAAGUCGAACAAGAAAUGAUUCCGAAGAUGGUUCGGAAUCGGACGCAAGUGUAGGGAAAAGCAAACGAGGAGGAAAACGUGGACGCCGUGGGCGAAGAGGAAGAGGCCGUCGUCGAAGAUCAUCAUCUCGUUCGUCAAGACAACGAAGGACAAAGCCAAAAACAAUAGACAGUUCUCAAGAUCAUGCUGAAGAUUCCGAUGGCAAUCAAACCGACGACUCAAUUGAUUCUUAUCCUGUCACCACAAAUAGAGGACUCACAGUGGAAAAAAUGUUAGAAUCAUUGAUAAAGAAAGAGCUGAACGCAAGUGAACCCGAUCGCGAUUCACCUGAACCAAUUGUUGGUAGACUAAGAUCAAGUGAUACGCCAUCGCUUACAUCAACGGCUAAACAGCAACAAAAACUUGUCCAACUUCAACCUAAAGCUGAACCUAAAACUCAAUCUCCACCUCAACCUCAACCUCAGCCUCAACCUCAACCAUCCAAACAGGAUCAACAGACUCAAACACCUAAAAUUGGUAGGCCAAGAUCACGGUCACCAAGCUUAGGCCGACGAAAGGUUCGAUCUUCACCCAAUCUGACCAGUACAGUUUCAUUGCUUAAAGAUGAAAAGCUUGAGGGAAGUGAUGAUAUGAGUUUGAUGCAAAUCAUAUUUUGCUUUGUUGCUUUAGGAUUUGCUUUGAUAAUGUUUGUUAAAUUGUUAAAUUGAAAUAUGAAUCGGAAUCAAAUGUUAUUCAAUAAACUAAACUAUUGACUAAAUU